Molecule: messenger RNA, 1146 nt
Organism: Spinacia oleracea (spinach)
Lineage: Eukaryota; Viridiplantae; Streptophyta; Magnoliopsida; Caryophyllales; Amaranthaceae
Product: putative serine/threonine-protein kinase
Exons: 2
Coding region: 1-1146 (381 amino acids)
Biological process (GO): protein phosphorylation
Molecular function (GO): ATP binding; protein tyrosine kinase activity
Source: RefSeq, a predicted model, not a curated record
AUGGCCUGUAACCAUCAAGAAAACAUUGAAAACGAUGAAAUAUCUAAAUUAAAAGCAGGAAUUGGGGAUUCAGCAAUACGAUUUUCCUUUAAAGAGUUACAGAAGGCAACAAACAAUUUCAGCACAAAAUUGGGCAUAGGCGAUCUUUCAACUUGCCAUAAGGGCACUUUAGAAAAUGGGACUGUUGUGGCAGUUAAGGUGCUUAGGCCGCGGAACGCGGAUAUUAGAAUGUAUAUAGAAUUAAGGGUAUUGAUCAAUGUAAUGUCCGAAAUUAGGCAUCAGAAUGUGGUUGAAUUUAUUGGAUGUUGUGUUGAGGAUGAUCAUGUAAUUAUUGUGUAUGAGUUCAUGGAAGGUGGUAGCUUAGCUUCUUUAUUAGAUGAUGAAGUUUCUAAGUUAAGCUGGCCUAUGAGAGCUUCUAUAUGUCUUGGCAUCGCUCGUGGUCUUGAAUGUCUUGACGGUAAGAUUCUGCAUCGCGAUAUUAGGCCUAAUAACGUACUUCUUGACAAUAGCUUCAAUCCUAAAAUUAUGGAUUUUGGGAUAAUGCACAUAUUUACUGACUAUGCAUCAGAUGAGGGUGAUAGAAUUCCCAAAAAUAUAGGUUAUAUUGAUAGGGAAUACAUGACUACUGGACAUAUGACAACCAAGGGAGAUGUUUAUGCCUUUGGGGUUGUUCUCCUUGAAGUCAUUAGUGGUAAGAGAGUUCCACAGUUUCUGAAAGAUUGCAAUGACAGUGGUAGGAGACUUGCGCAGUGUCUGCAAGCUGGCAAGAAUUUGGUGGAUUGGGCUCGACAACUUGGUCAAGAUGGUAGUUUUCUAGAGAUAAUUGAUCCCACUUUAUCCGAGUUUCCAGAAGAUGAGGUGAAACGUUUUAUCGACGUUGCUCUCUCUUGUGUCCGUUUAUCGUCAAACCUGAGACCAAGCAUGUCCGAGGUUUCUCUCUUGCUCUCUGGAGGCCAUGACUUGACUUGUUUAAUUAGUGAUGUCAUGAGAGACUGCUUCUAUUAUAGUGGCCAGGUUGCUAUUAGAUGUAUUAAUCUUCCUUGUAUUUUCUCUUUUUACACCUUAACUCUGACUGUUAUACAACCAUUAAUGAAAGUUACAGAAGAAAAUUCAGAACCUCUUACUCCAAGUAACCAGCUAAACUAA